GUUCCAUCUCACACCUCGUGGACAUAUCCGUUGCGAACGACCAAGAACUGCGAUCAGUUAUGCAUAAUAUGUUUACGUAUUGAAUUUCAUUCGUUCGUGUCGUUGUGAACCGUAGUGUACGAUAUACUUGUGCGCGUGUUUUCGUUUAAUUUUUUGCUAUAUAUUCUCAUCGAUGAUGACAUUUUACAGGCCAACGUCCGCAUCGAUGCCAUUUUAUGGGGGCGAUUACCGGCCRGAUGACGAGCCGCCACCGGAAGCCGUAUUGGAGGAAAAACGCAUCUUAGAACACCAAUUCCGAAGACCGUCGCCGUCACGGUUGUCAUCAACAGCCUCGUCCAUUCGACCACCGACCGCUACCAGACAAGGUGGCGGCAUCAGUGCCAACAGGUCGCUUCGCGCCAGACCUUCGGGGAGCUCACCCAGGAGGAGUCUACAACGGUCGUCAGCGUUCGGCAACCGGAGAUCUACGACGAUCACGGAUCGUGGACGUACGGCGUCCAUGCCUGCCGUGCCGAUUGUCAGGCCGAGUUUCGGAAAUGUGCCCAGACCAGAUGGUCCCGUGCUGGAAGAGUAUCGCCUGCGGAGCUUUUCGAUCACUGCCAGCGGCGUUUGCAACCUUGGCGACUUCGUGCGGUACGCCUCGCCACCGUCGUCCACGCGACACCAUCAACCGGUCGGAAAGCGRGAGAGUUGUCCCGCUUCCGUAUCCGGUACGCCUUCGCACCAGCAAAACGUGAAUGGUUCCUCCGCCGCCACUGCCGCCACUACUUCGCACACGGUCUGCACGGAAUUCUCCAGAUUCCGAAAACCCAGCCGUUUGGGAGGAUUUCCAGUGAUAGUCAAGGAAGAUAUAUCAUGCAUCAACGAAGACUGUGCUUGUCGGACAAUCAGAGUGAUGAUCAACGGUCAGGAAGCUGAACUAACCAUCAUUGAUAUACCUUACAUAGAAAUGUCGAAGCUCAACGAGAUAUUCACGCAUCAACAGCGAUUUUUCAUCAAGCGAUUAACAACUUGUUAUACUGAAAACCAAUAA
Diuraphis noxia (Russian wheat aphid) is the source of this 1033-nucleotide messenger RNA. RefSeq lists its product as uncharacterized. The record is from RefSeq and is a predicted model, not a curated record. NCBI's taxonomy places the organism in Eukaryota, Metazoa, Arthropoda, Insecta, Hemiptera, Aphididae. Gene Ontology annotation, molecular function: calcium channel regulator activity; GTP binding; GTPase activity. Gene Ontology annotation, cellular component: plasma membrane.